AACCCUAACUUUAACCCUUUGUCGCCUUAAUAUCCUAUUCAACUCCAUUUUCCAUUGCUCCAAAUGGGAAACAAAACCGAAUAAAAAUUAUUUAUGGGCUCUCUCCUAAAUUUCAAAUUUUCAAUGGUUGCUGCUUCAAGGUGCUUCAAGAUUCUCCUUCGAUACAAAGUCACUUUCAAUUUCAGUUCCAGUUUGGUUCGUGGUUUGGGUACCCGUAAUUUCUUCUCAGUUGAAUUCCCUUGUAUCCGCCUGUUUUACCCCAUUGUAAGUAAAAUCGUCCGAAAUUGUAACUCGCUCACAACUCAGGCUGCUCCAGAUGAUGAGAGGAUGACAGAUGAAUUCUUGAAUCAAAUUCUUGAUGCGUAUCGACACAGGCCGAAUUUGGGCGGGGAAAGGUGUAAUGCUUACAUUCAUAAGCUCUGCAAAGCUGGGAAUCUUUCUAUGGCUGUUAUGUUACUACAUUAUUUGCGUGAUAAAAAUAUAUUCAUCCCCACUGCAUAUAAUACACUUUUGGCUGCUGCUGCUGAAAGAAAUCAGAUUGAUCUUUCAUUUCAGAUAUUCAAAGAUUUAUUGAUGUUUCAUAGACAAUUGAACUCAGCUUGUUAUCUUAACCUUGCAAGGUCCUGUGCUAAUACUAAUGACUGUACAGCAUUGAUUAGAUAUGUGAAGCAAGUAUCGGAGUUAGCUUUCCCGAAAAACACAAUAAUUAUGAAUCGAAUCAUCUUUGCCUUUGGUGAAUGUAGGCAGAUAGAGAAGUCUCUUUAUAUAUUUGAUCAGAUGAAGGGUUUCGGAUGUAAGCCUGAUGUGAUAACCUAUAAUACUAUUUUGGAUAUCUUAGGUCGGGUGGAUGAAAUGGUCAAUGAGUUUACCACUAUGAAGAAAGCUGGCUUUGUUCCGGAUUUUAUUACUUAUAAUACGUUAUUGAACAACUUAAGGAAGGUUGGGAGGUUGGAUAUGUGCUUAUUGUUUUUUAGAGAAAUGGGUGAUAGUGGAAUUGAACCAGAUUUGAUUACUUAUAGAGAAAUGAUCGAGGCAUUUGGCCGAUCGGGGAACACUGAAAUAGCAUUAAGCCUCUUCAGUGAAAUGAAGCAGAGAAAGAUCCGUCCAUCAAUCUACAUUUAUCGAUCCCUAGUUGACAUUCUGAAGAAGGCAGGGAAGAUGGAUUUGGCAAUGUCGUUUCUAGAGGAGAUGAAUUUAUCCAUUUCAGACUUAUCUGGUUCAAAGGAUUUUAAACGAAAAUCUGAUUCAAAGGAUUUUAAACGGAAACAUUAGUUAUGUAAUUGAUUCAGGAAUUGAACUUCCAAAGAAUAUCUUUUCUGUCAUCUUGAGUACUUCAGUUUGGCUUAAAGCAGAAUACGGAUGCGUUACAAACGCUCCUUCGCACAAUAGUACUGAUGUUGGUAUUCUUGACAUGAGAAACAGAGGGAAGCAGAGCCAAAGGCCAAGCCCCAACCAUGGACAAUAUAUGGUUCAAAUUGGCCGAAAUGACUGUGCAUUCAAGCCUGACAUUCAUCUGCAAUGUAAUGGAAAUCAGUUGUCAUUUUGCCAAUGGUCAACUUGCUUCAACUGACGGCGAUGCUGGGUAAGCGAGCUUCGUGACUUGCGGCUUGUAUUUUGGACAAUAAAUCACAUAUAUGAAA
Messenger RNA from Hibiscus syriacus, 1640 nucleotides. Its product is annotated as pentatricopeptide repeat-containing protein At1g11900-like. The record is from RefSeq and is a predicted model, not a curated record. NCBI's taxonomy places the organism in Eukaryota, Viridiplantae, Streptophyta, Magnoliopsida, Malvales, Malvaceae. The transcript is spliced from 3 exons. Gene Ontology annotation, molecular function: protein binding. The coding region runs from base 94 to 1272 and encodes 392 amino acids.